This is a messenger RNA of Adineta ricciae, 876 nucleotides long. Lineage: Eukaryota; Metazoa; Rotifera; Eurotatoria; Adinetida; Adinetidae. The record is from the annotation of a GenBank genome assembly.
AUGGAUAAUUCUUCUGAUAAUGAUUUUGAUUCUAAUCAUUUAUUAUUUCAUUGUCAUAGUGGUGAAUUAGUAUGGGGUCAAUUACAUUGUAUUUGUGAAGGUUAUUUCAAUGGUCGUCGUAAUCAAUAUGAUAUGCCUCAAUCUAUACCAGAAAUCUUGGGAGGAGGAACAAUAAAACAACGUUCAUAUAAAUAUCGAUGUCGAGCCGUUAAAGGUGAUUGGCAAGCUAAAUUAUAUCGUACUCGAUUGUCUUUGAAAGAUGAACCAUUUAAUUCCGGUUAUAUUAUUUACAAUAUUGAUCAGAAUCCAGUUGAAAUCUUACGACGUUGUGCUGCUGUUGGUUAUUCUCUCGAUCAAACUCACGAAGAUCGUAGUAUAAUAUAUAUCAAUCGAUAUGACUGGUCUUGGCAUCAUGAUUACGAAUUCAGAUAUAAAAUCAAUCGAUUAUUAGGUAUUAAUUAUAAGAAUUCGAACGAUAAUAAUAUAUUGGAAAGUUUAUUUGCUCAGCGAAUAAUAAUUGUCGACUCAAAUUCAGCUGAGAAUAUAAUUCAACAAUUAAAAUCUAAUCCUGGUGAAUUUGAUCAAUGUCAAGAGAAAGUAUUUAUUCAACCUUCUAAUAAAUUGAACAAUCGAAUUGGAGUACAUUUAUCAAUUCCUAAGACUGAUUAUGAACUCGCAUGGUUAGUAUUCAGUAAUGAUCAACCUAAUGCAGAAUUAAUUGCAAUUGUCUAUGAUGGAAGUUAUACUCAAUUAGAUGGUCAAAUUCUACUCGAUCAACAAGAUGUAAUCACUUGGAAUGAAUAUCAAUUGAAAAUAGAAGAACGAAACCGUAUCCAAGCUGAUCGUCUCAAGAAAUUACAAUGUGCUACACAAUGA